AUGCAAGAAAAUAGGGAACCGAUUGAGGCGCUUGAAUCUGCAUCUCAAUCUGCUUUAAAGACAGAGGAAGUGAAAAGUUUAGCUCCUCAACUUCGUCGUGUACUGCAUAGCAUCGACAGCAACCGACCUCGACCAGAAGUGAAUGUUGUGAGACGGUCAAUGCUGAAUAAAACGAAUCAAACACUUGCAAACGGACCCGUUAUCAAGAAAGCACUCGGACAGGUUGUGACUGCAAAGACUUCGGAAACCAGCGAUAAGAUGAUGGUGGGUCUUAAACGUCCGGUCGCCUCGGCGAGUGACGAAGUGGAGGAGUUGAAGAAGCUUAAGGUUCAAUUUACAGAACAAGAUAGUGAGAAUUUGGCUUGGAUGGAUAUGAUGCUUGCAUUAUUAGAAAAGCGCUAUGGUCCAAAAUUCGUGCUGCCAGUUUGUCUUACAGAUCUAGAGGCGGCCAAUUUGUUUAAUUUGCCGCAGAUAAAACACUCAGACGUUACUGAGAAGUGUAUUGAUUCCAAAGACGGCUCAAUGUCAGUCGUGAGUGCAACAAACCUACCAGACAUACCGGAAACACCCAGAGAGAUUAAGCGUCAACGAGUAUUGCAGCGUCAUGCCCAGCAGAUCCACACAUCCAGUGUAUCUUCGUCUAUGUGCUGCGGAUGCAAAACUGGUUGCUUAAAAAUGUACUGCAUGUGCUUCAGCUCCAGAGGCUUUUGUCACACUGGUUGCACAUGCUUUUCCUGCAAGAAUGGACGCAAGCAUCAGACUGAACGUGUUGAGGCCAUUCAAAAUUAUUUAAGCAACGAUCCACGCGCUUUCUCCUUCGCGUCACUGUCUCAAGAUACGAGAUCGUUGGGCUUUCUUCACCUUUUACCGCAGAAAUCAAGUGCAGUCGUGAUGCGUGGAUGUCGUUGCAAAAAAUCGAAAUGCUCAAAAAAAUACUGCGAGUGUUUUCAAAAUGGUAUUGCUUGUACACCACUAUGUCGCUGCAUGGAAUGUUCGAAUAAUAGCGAGUCGAAGAUUGCACAUCAGCAGCCACAAUUGCAAAGAAGCAGCGCCUCGUCUAGUUCCGUUCCUAUUCCCGCCACCAAUGUAAAACAAUUCCAUCCCGUACACAUAACGGUGACUAAACAGCCUCGCAGAAAUCACGUGGGUAAGUCGUUGCGUCUCAAUCUAUAA
Molecule: messenger RNA, 1173 nt
Organism: Plasmopara halstedii
Lineage: Eukaryota; Oomycota; Peronosporomycetes; Peronosporales; Peronosporaceae
Product: Metallothionein-like protein
Exons: 2
Coding region: 1-1173 (390 amino acids)
Biological process (GO): regulation of DNA-templated transcription
Cellular component (GO): nucleus
Source: RefSeq, a predicted model, not a curated record